Molecule: messenger RNA, 2612 nt
Organism: Paramormyrops kingsleyae
Lineage: Eukaryota; Metazoa; Chordata; Actinopteri; Osteoglossiformes; Mormyridae
Product: target of Myb1 membrane trafficking protein-like
Biological process (GO): signal transduction
Cellular component (GO): membrane; endosome
Molecular function (GO): phosphatidylinositol binding; clathrin binding; ubiquitin binding
Source: RefSeq, a predicted model, not a curated record
ACGAAUUGUUGCUAUCUGCACGCCAAAAAAAAGAAUAAGGAAUAAAGGAAAAUACAGCGAGCUGUUUUUCUGUAGUCUUUAUGCGCCCGUGUUUGUUGGCGCACAUUCUCUUUUAUUCGGCUUUCACGUGACCGCGCGUACACAGGUCGCUGCGCGCUCCCGACGCCGAGCGGAGUCCUGGGGGGUUUGGGGAGUCGGCGAGGAGUGGCCUCAAAGGCAGAGAAAGUAAAGUGUACGCCAGCAGCAAGAUGGACUUUCUUAUAGGGAACCCGUUUUCUACGCCGGUCGGCCAGCGAAUCGUCGCAAAACGGCCCCUUUUUCUGUCCCCUGCGGACCGAGUGUGUGUAUCAAAGCAGCUGACGGUCACAUGAAGCGGAGGGAGAGGGUGAGAUCCAGCCAAGGAGGGGUGGAGGCAGCAGUAACGCAGGAUCUGCUACAACAAACGAGCGGGCCACGAGCUCCUCUCUCCCGACGGAAGACUGGGCCCUCAACAUGGAGAUCUGUGACAUCGUCAAUGAAACGGACGAGGGGCCAAAAGAGGCAGUGAGAGCAAUAAAAAAGAGGAUUGUGGGUAAUAAGAACUUCAGAGAAGUCAUGUUUGCGCUAACAGUUCUGGAGACUUGUGUGAAGAACUGUGGACACCGUUUCCACGUGUUGGUGUCAAACAGGGAGUUUGUGGAAGGAGUUCUGGUCCAGGCCAUCCUGCCUAAGAACAACCCGCCAAUGAUCCUUCACGACCGGGUGUUGAGCCUCAUACAGGCCUGGGCAGAUGCCUUCCGGAGCUCCCCGUCCCUGAUGGGCGUGGUCUCUGUGUAUGAGGACCUAAAGAGGAGGGGGCUGGAGUUCCCCAUGACCGACCUGGACGCCCUGUCCCCCAUUCACACUCCACACAGGAGUGUGCCAGAGAAUGAGUCAUCCACCACGCCCCCAUCUGGAUCCUCUGACACGAGGCCACCCCAGAAUCCCCCACUCGCACAGAACACCGGACCAAGCAUCACCACGCCUGAACAGGAAACGGUGAGGAAGCUCAGAGCCGACCUGGAAGUGGUUCGGGGCAACCAGAAGGUGAUGUCAGAGAUGCUGAGCCAGCUGACCCCCAGCAGCGCACAGCAGUCAGACGUGGAGCUGCUGCAGCAGCUGUACACAGUGUGCAGAGACAUGCAGAGCAGGGUGCUGGAGUUGAUCCCCAGGCUAGCGGACGAAGGUCUGAUAGGGGAGCUGUUGGCUGUCAACGAUGACCUGAACAACACCUUCCUGAGCUACCACAGGUUCGAGAGGCUUAGCAGUUCCCCACAUGCUGCAGAGCGGCGAUCUGACACAGUCUCCACAGACCUGAUUGACCUCAGUCUUGCUCCUCCCACCUCUCUUGCCAAUCAGCCCAGCAGCCAAUCGGACGCCACCGCUUCACCCAAACAGACGGCCACACACAGCACAGAGGUGGAGGAUGAGUUUGACAUGUUUGCUCAGACCAGGAACAGCUCGCUGGCGGAGCAGAGGAAGUGUGUCCGGUACGAGGACCCUGGGGCUGUAGAGGGACUGGCCGGAGCCCUGGACAGCAGACUGCACGUCACAGGGGCGAUCCCCACCCCCCAGACAGCGGUGAUGGAAGACAUUGAGAAGUGGCUCUCUGAGGAUGUGAAGGACGACACUGGAGAGACCGAGGGUGUCACGAGUGAGGAGUUUGACAAGUUCCUGGAAGAUAGAGCAAAGGUGGCUGACCAUCUCCCCACAGUUCGUAACACAACCCCAGCCCUGACUCGACCCCAAUCACAGCCCUCCCGCUCCGACGAGACGGCACAUGACCAGCUGUUCACACUCUGAGAUGCCGACGGAGCCGCAGCCGUUGGUCUGCAGUUAAGGACGUGCAGAGUAGUGGACGCAUGGAGUGAGUGUUGGACGAGUGUGCUGUAGAAUAUGCGAUCGGGGUGACCGCGUACUGUUUAAGCAUCACACCCGUUACAACAAGGAGGUAGACAGGCAGGACUGUUAAAUUGAUGGAGAAAAUGUUGUAACUUACUCUGAAGUAUUAUGAAGUAGUUGCAUGCUGUUGGAACAUGCCUAGUGUGUUUAUUAUGUAAAAAUGCAGCUAAUCUUUUGGUUUUUGGUGAUAUUCUUGACACAUGAAGAAUCAGUUUAAUUGGAUGUGGAUGCACUAUUGUUAAUGAUAAUUAUGAUUCUGGUGAAUAACUGUGUUGUUUGGGGAAAAAUGUCUUUAAUCAGGACUAACUGAAUUUCUGUGGGGAUGUUGCUUUUUCACAGGCAUAAAACAUGUUUAAUCAAAAAAAAAAAAUAUAUAUAUAAUAAAUGGUAUUGGUGUCUCCCACCUGAAGGUGGCGCUGCUGGAAUAUGGGGUACGUGAGUGAUUACCAUGUUCUGUUUGCUCUUUGUAUGAAUGUAGUGCCUCCAACAAUGCUGCAUCUCGUCUCCACUCCUGUUUGAUUUUUUUUUUUUUAUGGACAGGGUAGCAUCUGUAGCUCGAAGGGCAUCCAAUAGGGGGAGCUAGAGGUGACACGUCCUACUUUCUGCAGAUUUUUUGCAGAUAGGUUAUUCUUGAGUCUGGAGUGGUAGGGAUGAGAGUCGGCACCUCAAAUCAAAGUGAUGCUUUCUUGGGG